Molecule: messenger RNA, 6531 nt
Organism: Gryllus bimaculatus (two-spotted cricket)
Lineage: Eukaryota; Metazoa; Arthropoda; Insecta; Orthoptera; Gryllidae
Source: the annotation of a GenBank genome assembly
AUGACAAUAGCGAUACCGGGUUUGAAUGGGCAAUUAAGUUCCCUCCCAAUCCAUGAAUGCAGGGAACACUGGACAGAGCUAGACACUAGUAUAUCUCGUAGAACUACCAUGGCAUCUGUUCGACAGAGGAAGCUUCUAGAAGAGAAUGACGUCUCUAGAAGCGAUUCUUCACCGUCCUCCAGAUCCCCCAGGCCCCGAGCAUCUGGAUAUUGGAGGAAAAAAUUCUUUUUUCUUCUAGGAUUUGGCCUUGUUAGCACGUUUUUUAUUGGUGAGAAAAACUUAAAACUUCAUGGGGAGCUGUUUUAUCAAAUAAAACCUGGUCUCUCCUCCUUCGCUGAUAAUCCAGAAAAGGGUGCAGAGCAUUUACAAAUUCUACUUGAAAAAGCGAAAUCUGUGAUACCUAGAGAAGCAUGGGCGGAAACUCCUUUAUCCAUGAAAGCCACUGCCGGCCUUCGACUUCUACCAAAAGAGAAAGCAGAAGCCUUGUUGCGAGAGGUUAGCAAGCUAUUUGCCAACUCCCCAUUCCACACCACAGCCAGUUCCGUAGGCAUCAUGGACGGAGUUGAUGAAGGUCUGUUUUCAUGGUUCACCGUCAACUUCCUUCAAGAUCGACUGGGAGGAGAUGUGGAAAAUACUGCUGCUGCAUUGGAUUUGGGUGGGGGGUCAACUCAAAUAACAUUUGCUCCCAGCAGUGAGGCAACUCUAAAAUCAUCAGACCCUGAAUACCUCUACCAUAUUUCUGCAUUUCACCAAAACAUCACUGUCUACACACACAGCUAUUUGGGACUUGGUUUGAUGGCUGCCCGGAAAGAAAUCUUAUCAGUUGGCAACCCUGCAGAUGCUACUGAACUACACAGUGAAUGUAUUAACCCAAUAAUAAAAACAGAAUGGGCUUAUGGAGGGAAGACCUAUAAAGUUCUGGGUUCAAAAAAUCCUUUGUACCUCGAGAUCAAAGGAAAUGCUAAUCGUAUUCCUGAAAAGAAACCUGUUGUGAGAUUUGAAGAGUGUGCCAAGAUAAUCAGAAACUAUGUUAGUAAUAAAGUGGAUAAACCUAAAGAACUUAAUGAGAAAGAAAUUAAUGCUUUUUCCUACUAUUUUGAUAGAGCAACAGAAUAUGGUCUUAUAGAUCCAUUUAAAGGGGGUGUUGUGAAAAUAAAGCAGUUUCAUGAUGCUGCUGUUGCCACAUGUGCAACACCAAACACUGAACAACCCUUUAUGUGCCUCGAUUUAACAUUCAUAUCAGUACUACUCCAGGAUGGAUUUGGACUUAAUCCACAGACAUCUUUAAAUCUUUUCAAGAAAAUUGAUGGCCAUGAAAUCAGUUGGGCCCUUGGGGCCGCUUUUCACAUCCUUCAAAAUGGUCUGUAGUUGUUCUGCACCACCCAUCACAUCAGCAGCCAACACACCUUGCAUAGUGCCUUACGCCACGCUCCCUCGUUUUGCUAUAGUCUGAUAGUUGUAGCUCAGGGUAUGAAGUUUACAUGGAAUUCAUCGUAAGCCAAAGUUGUCUCUUUUCUUUUGAAGUAGCUGAUUGGUACAAAAGGAAAUAAUGUGCAUUUGAAUCUAUCUUUGAGCCACACUUGAGAAAAUGUCUUAAGAGAGCUACUCAGAUAUGUCUUGUUAAAUAAGCGAGUGCGCCUGAAUAAUUUGUAGAGAUUGUUUGUUGAGUGUUGUAGAGUUUGCUAUUUGUUAGCAUGCCUGAAUAGGGAUGGCCAACCUUUAAAUUCUCCUACACAUCCAUUGCAAUAUCUAGGAAAGCAAUACUUUCCAAAAUAUUUGCAAUGUUAUAUACACAUGAAAAUACACUGAACAUGAAGUUCCAGUAAUCUAAACCAAAUUUGACAAGGACUCCAAGGCCACACCAGUUUUUGGAUACAUGCCUUUGUAGCUGAUUAACUGCUGGAGGUGAGGAAAAAGUCAGGUGGUGCCACCUGAGCAAUUCAAAUGUUGCCCCCUUCUCUUCCAUCUCAAUUGAAUAUAAAAAUAUGUUCUAGAAUAUUCUAUAAAUGGUUUUAUUAAAAAUAAAAUGGAAUUAUUUUUCUCUUAGGCGGUUAAAGAAAAUACCAAUGACCAAUUGAUUUUAACAGUACUAAAAUUUAAGAUUGAAAUUUAUUUCUGUUAAAGAUGUUACCUUACCAUUAUAAUAACUUAAAACAAUGAUAAAUUUCUUAAACAAAUUUUUGAUCUUUUUGAUGAUUUUGCACUCUUGCAAUUUAACUCUCUCAGCAUAGGCAUGCACUUUCUAUAACGGGGGGGCUUAAAUUUUGGACCUCUCUGGGUCCCAUUUUCCAUUAAAUUUUUUUAAUGGAAACACUUUUAUAAUUUUAAUCUAAAACUUCAAUUGGUAUCUCUUGGGAUUGAUGACCAGAUGGACCAUGCCCCAUUAACUAUGCCACUGAUUUAUGAGCGUUUUCAUACGUUACUGGUGGUGUUCUGUGCGUGGAAUUUAUUUUACUAAAAGUUCCUUAAUUAUCAAAAAUUCUCAGUAUCUGUGAAACAAACUAAAUUGUUGCCAUCCCUAUGCCUCAUACAAGUGUUGUACACAAAUUAUUACUUGAUACACAUUAUGUGAAUGUCUUCAAGACAUAUUUGAGUACAUUUCCAAAAGUUUUGAUGUAUUGAAUUUUUAAUCCUGUUAAUUUCACCAUUUCGGUUUCUGAUUCCCAUUGGUUUUUAGAGUGAGGUUAUAAAAUUAUUUUGACUUUGAAACAUAGACAGACUUUUCUGAAGAAAUGUUUUGAAAAACUUACUUAAUAGAAUAAUUUGUUCAGAAAACAGUCUCUGUCAUAAAAUUUUUGGAUUGUGUUAUGAAACUCUUCAAGUUGAGGUUCACAGCAGUGAAAAAAACUAAUUUGUACUUUAUGAGGUCGUUCACAUUUCACCUUAUGAGAACCUCUAAUAAAAAUGGAAUUUACUAGUGGAAAUCUUACACUAGAAGAUUAUAAAGAUAAAAUUGCAAUGAUUGAAGAGUUUCCAACAAAAUUGAACCACUCAUAAAACCAUGAAAUCUAUGACCGUCAGCCAUUGCACGUUUGGAUUGUGAAGUUAUUUAUAAGAUUCUUCACAGCAAUAACUAAUUGUAAUGAGACUUGCUAUACUAUUCUAUUUAUGAGUGAAGCCAUAUUUUUUAUGACUUUACUUGAUAUUUCAAUCAUGUUGAAACGUUAAAUAUACAAUCAUCGAAAGCAGAAUGCUUCCCGAUAAUGGCAAAAUGUUUGAAAAAAUGCUGUAGAUAUGUGAAAAAAUAUAUUGUUAUUAUUUUAUUAAAUAGGUUUGUGUAGUUUUAUGAAUAUUUAAUUAAAAUGCUGACAUCACAUAAGUUUCUAGUACAUACUCUUGUAAUAAUUUAAAAAGAUUUGCUGCAUUGAAUGCUCAUGCUCUUGUUGAAAUUAAUUUGAGUUUUUCUGCAGAAUCAAAUAGUUUAAUGCAAUAUCUUGUGUGUGUAUGUAUUUGUGCGUGUGUGUGUGUGUGUGUGGGGGGAAAGGGUCUCUCUCUUCUUUCCAUAGUCUGCAUAGGAAUUAUUGACUGCAAUUAAGGUUAUCAGGAAGUCUUGAGGGUCAGUAAUAUAUCUGUAAGUUACAUCUUUGUUAUGAAGUGGAGAUGAGUGAUUCCCUUAGUUAAUGCUAAAGCAAUGCCUUUUGAAAUAAUCUUUUUUCUCAGAGUACUGUAGUUUGGCAAGGAAAUGCUAAAUAGUUGCACUUUUAAUGGUUUAGCCUGCAGGAAAAAAUUGUAAAUAGAAUAAUUUAUUUUAAGCUACACACAAUUCAUAAUGACUACUUGACCCAAUCUUUUUAUUUCAAUUGUGUCAAUAAGAAAAAUAUUUUGUAACAAAGAUGUCAAUUCCAGCAGAAUUUUUCAGUGUUACUUUACAUACUCUUAGCAGUCUAAUUUACAACUGCAAAUAAGAGUACGAAAAACCAUUUGCCAUGACCAAUUUUAUCUGUACCUAUUGAGAAUAUUCCCCUUGGCUUCGCCAACGUAAAAAAAACAAAAACUGGUAACAUAGAAAUUGAAUUAAUAGUGAUCACUUUUAUCCAUUAUGGUAUUGAUGAUGGCCAAGAUGUUGAAAAGUUUAAUUAUAGGUAAGAUUGAAAAUGACGAAAAUUGUGUUUCACUGGCACAUCAACAUUUAAUUAUAAAACUUUGGUGCAGAGUUUCAGAAUUAGCUUCUUUAAAAUUCAUCUUGUUGACAUAAACAAAUUACUGAAUAAUUUUGUUGUGGAAAAAGUUGAUAGGGACAUCUUAUUCUUUUAAUAUCCUCUUGUUAUUAUCUGUUGAAAAAGGUGAAUUUUUAGUGAAUAUUCUAACUCAUGGUCAAGGCUUUUUCAGAAAUAUGCAGAAGUGACCAAUAACUUGAUGAGAUUUUCUGUGUUAUAUAAUUAAUUUUUAUAUACUUCUACUUUAUAAUAUAUAUGAAUAUUUUAGAUAGAAAAGAUUAACAUUUCAAAUCAUAACUAUUUGAGAUUUUAGUUUCUUCAAGGUUAGACCUUAUGAUUUCUAGCAGCUAUUUUUUCUAAAAUUCAGUUUUUACUAAAUUUACUUGAACUUGUGUGGUUUAAAAUUUUAAAUUCAGUUGUCCUUUCCUCUGUUCGUGGAGAUAAACUGCAGAUGAAGGAUCUUGAUUUUGAUACCUUAUCUAUCACACUUGUUUUGAGGAUUAUAAUUUUGGAACAAGCAGCAUUUUCCAUUUUGCUGUUAUUUAGAAUGUUAGUUUUAUCUGUGUGGUUGUGAUUUUUCAAAAAGGUGAAACUUGAAUGUUUUGACUUUGGUGCUUGCCGAGAAGUUACAAUAAGUAGAUUCUCCUUUUGUGAUGCAUAUUUGCAGUGAAUUGUUGGGAGACAUUUUAUCGCUGAGUUUAGAAUAAAUGCCAAUUUUUCCUACUACUAAUUUUAUCUGUUUCUUAUGAAAAUGUAUAACUGCAAAUUCUAGCCAUUGCUCAAACCAGUUCAUCUUUCUCUGCUGCUAAUAUUUUUAUGGAGAAUAUGUACAUAACAUAUCGCUAAUAACUUUAUACAAAACAAAUUUUUUAAAACUUGAUGCAAAUUGUUAAUGAUGUUAACGGCUAGUAGAAACCAUUUUUUACAAUCUAUCAGAUUAAGAAGCAUCUUUCAUUGUUAAUUUCACAUAUCUGAUGUUGAUGUAUUUAUCUUUCAGUAAGUUAUGAAAUUACCUUUACAAGGGAAUUCACAAAAUCUAAUACUUUAUCUCGCUAUGUAAGAAUACAAGUUGUUUUCUCAGGUUAUUGAAUAAGUGGAAAGAGUGACCAAGUAAAACAUCAAAUCAGAAGAAUGAGUGAUUUUAACUUAUUCAUACAUUUUAAUCUAACACCAACUGAAAAUGUUUUCUUGAGCUAGUCACUGGGUUGAUAAUAUCACUUGCUUCUUGAUUAUGAACUUGUUAAAUCUAUGGUAAAUCAUGAAGCCUGGUCAUAGUUUUGACCAUUAAGUAUUAAUGUUUUAUGAUAAACUGCAAAAGCUCUCACAUGAAAGUGAUUUGAUUCUUAACAUAAUUUUAUGAUACAAUUUUCAUUUUUAAUGAUUGUUCAUAAAUUCAUUUUCUUUACAUUAAGGAACCUUUAGAUCUAAAUGUAAAGCAUACCCUAAUAAUUGCUAUUAUUACCUUACUGGAGGGAAAGGGGACGUGAAUUACUGCCAUCUGAUGUCACUAUCAGUUCAAGAAGUCCAUUUCACUUUAGAGAGUCAAUCAUCAACAAGCUUUUUAGUUUUCAAGUUCCUCUGCACACAAAACAAUUGUAUUUGAACAUUGCUCAGUGGUUCUGCACCCUAUAUUUUUACUGGCUCAUUUACUAUAAUUGCCUUCAUUUUAUCAUCAAACUGCAUUAUUAAUUUGAUGCAGUAAGAGAAAUUUAAAGAUCAUAAUAAUAAAUAUAUUGCAGUAUUAAUGCCAUAUUACGUAUUAACACGUGAAUAUUCGGUGAUCUAAAGCUUGCAAACAGGUGUCAUCAAUUCAAAUUCAGUUUCAUGGGAGAAACGUAUAAAACAUUAAUAAAAUGCUGCUUCUGUCAAAUGAGAGUUUCACCCAAUGGCUAGUGUAAAUUACGAUCGUUCUUUCUGUUCUAACAAUGAACAGUCUUCCCAUUGCUAAAUAGUAUUGAAGUCAAUAGAUUUCAUAGAUCUCCAUUCCUCUUUUACCAAACUAGUUCCUAUUAUUAAUUUUCUACUAUUUAAUGAGUGCUGUUGUCAUGAAAUUCUCAUUGGUUUCUUUUUAUUUCAAAUAAUGUUCACAUCAUAUAUUAAAGAUGCAUUUUUGUUAUGAAUAUAUCUUUUUCAGCUGUUAAAAGAAGCUGUGAAUUAUUGUUAUUGAAAGAGGUUUCAUUGGAAAUUGAGAAGAUAUGUAAACAGUAUUAUAGAGAAAAAAAAAUUAGGUACAUUUCAGUACUUACCCUACAGUUUGUGAUAAAACUUUUGAAGAUUCUUGCAACCCUCUGGUUGCAUUACCUUCAGAAUAUUUCUUUGGAAUGUGUUAAAUAUUCAUGUUAAUACUAUUUUCAAUAAAGUAUUUUGAAUCAUU